Messenger RNA from Linum trigynum, 6911 nucleotides. The record is from the annotation of a GenBank genome assembly. Lineage: Eukaryota; Viridiplantae; Streptophyta; Magnoliopsida; Malpighiales; Linaceae.
CCCUUCUUGGCUUCUUGUGUGGUCUGGUCUGACCAUUAUGUUAUAGGCUGAAUCUAAAUGGUACACAAAGUAGAAUUCUUUAUUCGCACAAAUUGGGUUCGUUUUUUAAUUUAAAAUAAUAAGUCCCUGGAAAUUGAUUAUUGGAUCUAAAAAAGAAUAAGCAAAAAUGCCGAUGGGAGGUGGGAAGGGAAGUAAACAAGACAAAAUAAACAACGGGAGCCAGAGAGAGAGAGAGAGAGAGAGAGAGAGAGAGGGCGGAACGUCGAUGAUAAAGAUGGAAAGCGAGAGGGGGAAGGAAGAAUGGUUUUGAAAGAUUUGAACCCACCACCACCUUGUUUAUUGUCUUCGUCCCAAUCCCUCCUUCCAAACUGUAAUUUGCUUAAAUUUCAUUCACCCGCCUCCCUCAAAUCCCCUCUCGAAACCCUGAACCUUACUUUGUCUCCUCCUCGAAUUGCCAUUUUCCAUUCUCCAGGUAAGCUACCCACUGCCCACAAUUCCUUUCUGUCUAAAUCUGAGAGACUCCGUCGAUUCAAGCUUGUCCAUCUGCUGAUUUGCAGGCAUUUUUCUUUGAUCUGUGUGUAAAGUUCGCUGCUUUUCUUUAACUCUGAAUCAAGCUUCGUUGGUUUGCUGUUACUUUUCGUCCUUCUGAUAUCGCUGCUGAGCUUCAAAAUCUGCAGCAGCCUAACUCAUUUUCUACUGCUGGGAUUCGCCUAUCAGUGAUGCCUUUGUUUUCAAUCUUAUUUCCACUAGAUUGUUUUUUGCUGGUAGUGGCAUGGUUUAACCAAACGGAAUUUGAACUUAGCUCUUUCUUCUUCAUCCUUUCAUUUGGAGAAGAUGCAUGCCUGUGCUUGUAAUCUUUCCUAGUUCUAUUGAUGAUUCAGCUGCUUUAGAUGUUUGUAGGGUUUAAAGGUCGUUCAUUUCUUGAAGAGUAUCGAUUUCCAUGUUAGUCUGGAACAUAACAAGUGUGAUAGUGGUCAGUAUUACAAGCUGCAACCAGGUUCAAAACAUAAGGCAGAUUACAAAUCAGAUGUGCCAUCUAUGUUUUUCCUUUAGGUAGAGUCUCUUGCCUACCAAAACUAUCUCAGUGGGCUGGAGUUAGAUGGUGGAAGGAUUCACUGAAACCUAUAAAGAUUUUCAUAUGGAAGAUUAGUAGCCAGAACCAGAAAGUUAUGUAAUUGCUGUAGUUGGUUUGACCUUUUGCUAAUUUAUUGCUCUUAAAAGUUCCAACUUCCAACUAUGGUUGCAUGCUUUCUUCUGCGAAUUCUAUGUCAGAGUUCCAACUGUAGCUUGCUUUGACGGGCAGAAGCUAGUUUUUUUUAGCAAUUUGAUCCUUUUGAUGGAAUGUUCUAUUGCAGAUAUAGUUGGUGGACUUUUUGCUGUACAUGAAUGUAUGCACUUAGUAUGAAGCGCUCUUUUUUGGUUUGUGUGGGAUCUGCUUUACCUUCUCUAUUCUCACUUCGUGUUGCUUUUACAGGAUGUAUUAGAAAAAUUUAAUGCCGGUCAAGGAUUACUGGAUUUGAUACCCGAUUGAGUUUGUUAUUGUCUACCUCAGCUGCAUAAUUUUGUGAUUAGGCAUUUAUGCCGUGGACACUCAGUAUGCACAGCUGAAUUGAGUUGACUGAAUUCUCAAAUAUCGUGAUGGAGCAGUCCGGUGUCCAUCACCAAUACGAUCCCAGGGAACAUGGACUGGAAGGUUUCCACCCUUCAUCCCAAGCAUUUACCGUGGACUCUACAAUCAGUGGACUUCCACACUUGAUACUGCACCCUGACCAAAAUCUGUCUGAAGUUAAACCCGUACGUAAUUUCUCAAUACAGACUGGGGAGGAAUUCGCCCUGGAAUUCAUGCGUGACCGAGUUAAUCCCAAGAAUUCUUUGUUCCCAAACAGCGGUGCUGAGCCCAACUAUGCAACAGGUUAUAUGGAACUGAAGGGCAUUCUAGGCAUAAGUCAUACAGGAUCAGAAAGUGGAUCCGAUAUAUCUAUGGUCACCAUUGUUGAGAAAGGUAAAGAAUUUGAGAGAGCAAACUCUUCUUUACUUGAAGACAGAAGCAUGUAUGGUUCAGUUCGGUCUAUACCACGGUCUCAUUCGGGCUAUGAUAGCAGAGGAACUCUAAAUGGUUAUCCAUCUUCUGGAGCUUCUGGUUCAUUGACCAAGAUGAGAGUCCUCUGUAGCUUUGGUGGUAAAAUCCUACCCCGUCCUAGUGAUGGAAAGCUAAGGUAUGUCGGAGGUGAGACACGAAUUAUACGCAUAAGUAGGGAUGUUUCUUUCCAAGAGCUGAGGCAUAAAACUUUGGCCAUUUAUAGCGAGGCUCAUGUGAUAAAGUACCAACUUCCUGGUGAAGAUCUUGAUGCAUUAGUUUCCGUUUCAUGCGAUGAGGAUCUGCAGAAUAUGAUGGAGGAAUGGAGUGAGGUUGAGGAUAAAGAAGGGUCUCAGAAGCUAAGGAUGUUCUUGUUCUCCAGGAGUGAUUUGGAUGAGUCUCAGUUUGGGAUAGGAAGCACGGAAGGUGAGUCUGAGAUUCAAUUUGUGGUUGCUAUAAAUGGAAUGGACAUUGGAUCAAGAAAAGGUUCAGCUUUGCAAGGCUUGGGGAGCUCUUCUGGGAAUAAUUUAGACGAGCAGGAUAGGUUAAAUGGUGACGUGGAGGCUAAUAGAAGUGUUCCACCUAUCGCAUCUUCUACGCCAGUAAUUCAAAGCUCUUCCCUUGAGUAUGAAGCUCCUCCUCAGUUUUAUCCCGUUCACAUGGCGAAUCAUGGAGAAAGCCAGAUGCCUUUGCACUAUCGAAAUGGUUCAUCUAAUUACUCUCAGUUUGGAGAAACUCCUUAUCCAAUGCCAUUCUAUGGAGUCUUGCCCAAUGCACAAGGAGGGGUGAAUGAAGGAUGGCCAUAUGGAAACUUUCAAGUGCCAAACUCACAUGUUCUAGUAAAUGAGGCGAAUAUGAAGCCUGAUGGCUAUAUUCAGCAGGACUCUGACUUGCUGCAAAGAACCUCUUACCCUGCUCCUGUCGAUGAAGCACAGGCUGCAGCGACUAAUAAUUUACAUUCUGUCAGUUCCAGAAAUGAGGGAGCGACACAGGAACCGGAAAACAAGGCUAGGGGUGAAGAUGCUCAAUGUCUUCCAACAUCUAGUGCUGCUGCUGCUGCUGGUCCUUCUGUUUCGGAUCCUGUUGACUUGAGUUAUCUCGAGUCAACCAUUCCUCCACAAAGAGUGUACUUUUCUGAGAGACUACCGAGGGAACAAUCGGGCUUGUUCAGUAGGUUAUCUAAAUCUGAUGACUCCCUUGGUCCACAGAUUCUUGGUUCUCAUUCACGUCCUGGUAUUCCCGAGCAUGAUUCAGUUGCAGAAUCUGUUGAAAAGUUGGGUCAAAGUAAUCAAACUUCUCAUGAUGAACACUCCAAUGCUGAUGGGAAAACCCUGCACGUAGAAGAGCCUGGAAAUGGUAGGCUUCAGGAUUCUGAAGAUCUGUUGCAAAACAAAGAGGCUGUUACAGACGCCAAACAAGUGGAUAUUGUGGUCAAUAUUGAUGACAGAUUCCCUCAGGAUUUCCUUUCCGAGUUGUUUUCCAAUAAUACCCCUGGCAUUGCUCCAAUGCACAAAGAUGGAGCUGGUGGUGUGAGUGUGAACAUGGAGAAUCGUGAGCCUAGACGGUGGUCUUACUUCCAGAAGUUGGCACAAGAAGAAUUUAUUGUGACGGAUGUUUCCCUUAUGGACCAAGACCAUCUCCCUGCUCCAUCAACAAAAAUCGAAGGGGAAAAUAUCGAGUCUCGCCAGUUUGCACCUUUGACAGCAGAUGUAGUUUCAAUUGGGCAAGAUUACUCCCAACUCAAUUUUGGUGAAGAAAGUCGGAGUAAUUUGCCACCUAGGGUCACUGAAGCUUCUGAUAAUGUAUCGGACUAUGAUCAUCCCCAGGCGAAGGAAAUUGACAGCAUGCAGUUUGAGGUCAUGAUUGAGAAUCUAAAACCUGAAUCUGAAUACGAGGAUCUGAAUUUGGAAAACAAGGAUAUCGGUCUUCCUCCUGUGAACCCUUCUCUAGCGGAUAUCGAUUUUAGUUCUUUGCAGAUAAUAAAGAAUGAAGAUCUAGAAGAACUAAAAGAACUUGGUUCGGGUACUUUUGGGACAGUCUACCAUGGAAAAUGGAGAGGGAGUGAUGUUGCCAUUAAGAGGCUGAAGAAAACCUGUUUCACGGGUCGCUCAUCAGAGCAACAAAGACUGACUCUAGAGUUCUGGCAUGAAGCCGAAAUUCUUUCGAAGCUGCAUCACCCAAAUGUGGUGGCAUUUUAUGGCGUCGUUCAAGAUGGUCCCGGGGGAACAUUAGCUACUGUGACCGAAUACAUGGUUGAUGGGUCUCUUAGGCAUGUUUUACUCCGAAAGGACAGGUAUCUAGACCGACGCAAGAGGCUUCUAAUUGCUAUGGAUGCUGCAUUUGGAAUGGAGUAUCUACACUCAAAGAACAUUGUGCAUUUUGAUCUAAAAUGUGAUAACUUGCUAGUCAAUAUGAAAGAUCCACAACGACCAAUUUGCAAAGUUGGUGACUUCGGACUCUCGAAAAUCAAAAGAAACACCUUGGUCUCCGGAGGCGUGCGAGGGACUUUACCGUGGAUGGCCCCUGAACUGCUAAACGGCGGCAGCAAUAAGGUCUCCGAAAAGGUUGAUGUGUUCUCUUUUGGGAUUGUGUUAUGGGAGAUACUUACUGGAGAAGAGCCCUAUGCUAACAUGCAUUACGGUGCGAUCAUAGGAGGAAUUGUGAACAACACUCUAAGGCCAACGAUCCCGAGCUUCUGCGAUCCAGAAUGGAGGAGGUUGAUGGAGCUGUGUUGGGCACCAAAUCCUGCAGCAAGGCCCAACUUCACUGAGAUUGCUGGGCAGUUGAGAACAAUGUCAGCUGCAGCUGCUAGCCAAAGUAAAGGACAUGGUGGUCACAAACCACCAAAGUAAAUGGGCAUGUCCCAUUUAUUGUGUACUCCACUUUCAAGAAAAAAAGGUUCCCCCUACUUUAUUAUUUUAGCUGUUAUGGUAAGGUGAUUCAUUUUGAGUUUGAUAGUCUGGUAAUGGAAGAGUAAAAGAGGGAGGACAGGGCUUCUUCCAUUGAUGUUUUUAAAAUGGAAUAGGAUGUUCUCCCUGAACUCCAUUGAUGUUUUAGAAAAAUGCAACCAGUUCAUUUCUAUUUAGUCCAACUUCUGAAAGCAAUAAUGCAGCAAACUCGCAUCGGUGGUUGAUUCAAGAUAUUUGGUUUAGGCUGAUGGUCACUACGAACUUCAUUUUCAUUAUAUACUCUAAUGAGUUGUUGAUUCAAGAUAUUUAUGGGUUAAUUGCAUGUUUGGUCAUUGAUAUUACAAAAAACGUUUAAGUUUGGUCACUCGAAAUAUUUGAAUCCAUUGGUGGUACUUCAGUUUACUGAAAUCGUUCACGUUUGGUCACUCUCCUUCCAACUCCGUUAACUUUUGCUUACGUGAUGGUCAACUCUAAAAGUUGAUCGUUAAAUAGAUGACGUGACGAUUAAAAACAUUUUUAUUUUUAUUUUUUCAAUUGCCACCCCAUUUUUAGAAUAAAUUAAAAUAAAUAAAAUAAUUAUAAUUACCGAACUUAUAUCUCACCUCCAUGAUUUCCACUUCCCUGCUGGAUAGCAGAAGUUUGCGACGGCAGUGCGAGCGAAGCUCAAAUCAGAUGACCUUCCCAAACUGUCUCCCGCUUCUUUUGUCGCGUCAGAUGGGCAUCACUACUGUGUCGUUUUGAUUGGCUUCCCACUUCCAUGAUUUCCACUUCAUGGCGAAGCGAUUCAAGAAAUUCGCAUAUGGGAUUUCGGAUCUGGUGGUCGGGAAGUUGAGGGGGAUACCGGGUCGGUCUCCACGAAGCUAACCACGGGCAAAAGGAGACGGCAAGGGCAUUUUUUUGAGGAACGUGAAUCAUACGCAUAGGAAGCUAAGGAUCGACGGGAGCUUCUCCUGGAGGAAGUUCCGACAGUUUAAGGUUCCAGUUUUGGCCGGGAUCGCCUCGGGAACGUGGUUUCUCGAUCAUCGUCGAUACCUCCACCACGUCGAUUUCUGAAUCUCCCAUUGCCGCGUCGAUUUGCAUAAUGGGAAGGUGAAGCCGGCCGUUGAAAUCAAAUCGACGUGGGUUUAGGUACUCAUUUACCAAUUCACCCCUGCUGGUGGAGGAAGCCCUCUGUGGAAAGCUCUUAGAUCUGUCCAGAAUUGACUCUUAUCUAAUGAAGUUGUUCGAGGUGGAAGCCUACAAGGUGUGGGCCGCCAUGGAGCUUGGAGCACGAGCAUGAGGUUCGGGGGCGAAGAGGGAGAUGGAAGCGGCGGAGCUCCGGCGUUGCACCAAUCUCUAGUGAAAAAAUCAAUAUGCUACUUACCCAUUGAUGCCCUUGUCGUCAUAUGCUUGCUCAGACGUUGUAUUAUUUCCUUUUUCUUUUUUUUUUGUUGUUCUUCUUAUGGUUGAAACGAGAUAAAGAGGAAGCCCAUGAAUUAGGUGGAGGAAGAUCUUAUUGAGUUGUUGUCGUCCCUUGUAUUUGUGGCGAAGAAAUUUAUUGUCCAAUUCAAUCCACUUUGGAAAUAGAGAAGUGAGUAUCCAAACAAAUACGCUACUGCAAGAAUAGCGAUGUGCCGGGAACUGGAAUCAGCGGCGGCCGACGACGGCUUGGCGAUGAGGAGCUAGCGGGCGAAGGUCCGAAUUAGCGGGCUUUUGGCUUUCCUUUUAUCUUUAUUUUCUAGUUUUAUUUUCUAAAGUUGAGAAAAAAUAAGGUGUAAAUUAAAAAUAUUUUAUUUUUAUUUUGUAAUAGCCACGUCACUCAUCUAACGGUCAACUUUUAAAGUUGACCGCCACAUAAGCAAAAGUUAACGGAGUUGGACGGAGAGUGACCAAACGUGAACAGUUUCAGUAAACUGAAGAAUCACCAAUGAAUUUAAAUAUUUUGA